CCCCCCGCCUCCAUCUCUCCCUUCUCUAUUUAUCUACCCCCCCAUCUCUCUCUCUCUCUGUCUCUGCGAAGAUGGCGGACCGGGCGGAGAUGUUCUCUCUCUCCACCUUCCACUCGCUCUCGCCCCCGGGGUGCAGGGCCCCGCAGGACAUCAGCCUGGAGGAAUUCGAUGACGAGGAUCUCUCCGAAAUCACCGACGACUGCGGCAUCGGCCUGAACUAUGACUCGGACCACUACGAAAAGGACUGCCUGGUGCUGGAGAGGUGCGAGCAGCCCCACCCCACCUGCACCUUCCAGGAUGACUUCCAGGAGUUCGAGAUGAUCGAUGACAACGAGGAAGAGGAAGAGGAAGAGGAGGAGGAAGAGGAGGAGGAAAACGAGCUGGAGGAAGCCCCGCCCUCCCCGACCCCUUCCCCGAUCCCCGAGGAGACCCAGAAGCACCGCCCCACCACCCUCAACCUGACCGUCACUGGAACACAGGACUCCCUGAACAACAACAGUGGCUGCAACCCGGCUCCUCCUCCUCCUCCUCUUCCUCCGCAGAGGGCCAGCUGGCAGGAGACCCUCCGCCAUUCCUCCUCAUCUUCUUCCACCUCUGCCUCCUCUGCAAACCAUGGAGGGCGUGUCUCCCCCUCACACCCAUGUCUGCAAGAUGGGCCCUGCCUGGACUCCCAGGACAGCCAAGGCCAGCCGGGUUCGGGCCACGCUCCUUGCAAGCCACGCUUUGACUCCGAAGGGAACAGCCCUCCUGCUCCACCGGCUGGGGAGGACUACAACAUGAACAUCGUCUCCCAUUCUGGCCCAGGGCCCACAGAGGUUGCCCCACAGGAGCCCCAGCCCCCACAUGCCAGCCCCCGCCGGUCGCCGGCCACCGACAGCUACUGCGCAAGGUUCCAGAGGGAUGCGGUGACAUGCAAGGAGAGGGAGAAAGGAGCCGGAAGCCCUGUCACUUCUGCUGUUAGGGAGCCAGGGCAUGGACCUCCUGUUCCCCGCACUGACGGUGGUGGUACCCCGCUCUCCAAAGAUGAGUCAACAAAGGGCCAUCAAGAUGCCGGAUCUGAAGGUCAUCCGAAUGGAGAGGUGACAAGAGAGCCGCUCAGCUCCGAAGGAGAGGUCAGCCCCAGGAGCCGGGGGCUGCCCUCCGCCUCUUCAGACACAACAUCCCCAUCUUCGGACCCUGGCAUUGAGGCGGACCUCACCAGCCGGAACUCCAAGUCCUUCCCUCCAUGUGGCCGGCUUGGUGAAGACCUCAGCUCCCCGGGCUCCGACUCAGACGUGGAGGGCGAGAUCGAGGCCGCCUUUGCCUGUGGUGGCAACCGCAUGGCCAGCAACAUGAUCUCCAGCAUCUCGGAGACAGAGCUGGACCUCAGCAGUGACAGCAGCAGCAGUGGCCGCUCCUCGCACCUGACAAACUCCAUCGAGGAGGCCAGCUCUCCGGGGUCAGAGGGCGAGCUGGAGGGCGAGCUGGACACCCAAGGCGUGCUGGGCCUGAAGGAUGCCCUCCUGCUAGACGCCGGGCGCAAAGACCAGGAGGGCACUGAGCAACCUGCUGACCAGAUCAUGGUCCGGAGGGACAGCCUGGCUGGGCUCAAGAUUGAGGAGUUUGACGAGGACCCCUCUGCCCCCGUUGACCAGACUGACAUCUCCCUCUCAACUCACCUGGAGCUGGAGAUCAACCCUGAUCAUAGCCUGGAAAGCCUGAGGAGAUCCUUCUACCUGCCAGUGGGGCCAAAGCUCUUGCCAGAAGGAGACGACGAGGAAGAAGAAGCAAACACCGAAUAUGAUUCCGACUCAGACUCUGAGUCAGAGCCGGACCUGAGUGAGGACUCGGAUUCGCCGUGGCUCCUCAGCAACCUGGUUAACAAGAUGAUCUCGGAAGGCUCCUACCCCAUCAAGUGUGCGGAUGAGUGCUUCCCUGUGGCACACUCCAUCGCUGACACCAUCUCCCCAGCCUCUGACCUGGAGCCUGAGAUCCCCACUGAGGCUCUGGCAGAGAGCGAGCCUUGCCCACAGAAGAGCAUCGAGCUGGUGGACAUGGAGACCCUCCGUUGCUCCCUCCAAGGCGCUGAAGAGGAGAAGGUCCCAGAGCCCAAGGCAAGGGCCAAUUCUGCUGAGAAGGAACCGCUCUCUGGCGACCGACCCCCAGCCUACCUGUUCCUGAGCAACCCCACCAACGACACCAUCACACCCGUCUUCCCUGGGCGGCCGCUCUCGGGCUGCUGUGCAAACACGGGCCGGAGAACUGGCCCUAGCAAGACAGAGGACUGUGGGGAAAUUGGUGGGGACCCCUUUUCUAGCCUCCUGGGUGAUGGCGACCUGAUUGAUGACGUCCGAUUAGAGCGCAGUGAGGGGCUGGAUGUCUCCACGGCCAGGACCAAUCGCUGCUUCAGCUUGGCCUACUCCCCUGAGGAAGAGGAAGAUGAGGAGGUACCUCACCUAGGCAGCCUGAAGGACUCCCCAUUCUCAGAAGGACUCCCCCUGCCUCCACCAGCUGUAGUCCUGGAUGACUCCUUGGCCUAUGACUCCAUCAAGUACACCCUGGUCGUGGAUGAGAAUACCCAGCUGGAGCUGGUCAGCCUCAAGCGCUGCACCUCCGUCCUGAGCGACGAUGACAGUGAGCUGCUGAGGGCCUGCGAGGCCGGCGACCUGGAGGAUGGGGCCAGUGACUUUGGGGAGGGGCUGGGGGUGGCCCCCGACGGCCGGGGAUCCUCCUCUUCUUCCUCUGAGGAUUCCUCCCCCGAGGCAGACCUCCAUUUCUCCAAGAAGUUCCUCAACGUCUUUGUCAACAGCACCUCCCGAUCCUCCAGUACAGAAUCCUUUGGCCUCUUUUCUUGCAUGGUGAACGGAGAGGAAAGGGAACAGACCCACCGAGCCGUUUUCAGGUUCAUCCCUCGCCAUGAAGAUGAGCUGGAGCUGGAUGUGGACGACCCCAUCCUGGUGGAGCUGGAGGAGGAUGACUACUGGUACCGGGGCUACAACAUGCGCACCGGGGAGCGCGGCAUCUUCCCAGCCUUCUAUGCACACGAGGUGGUCAGCCCAGCCAAGGAGGUCACAGGCUUGAAGAGGAAUCCGUGCUGGAUGGAGCGCUUCAACGUCCAGUUCCUGGGCUCUGUGGAGGUCCCUUACCACCAGGGCAACGGCAUCUUGUGUGCAGCCAUGCAGAAGAUUGCUACCACACGUAAGUUAACAGUCCACCUGCGACCCCCAGCCACCUGCGACCUGGAAAUCAGCUUGCAGGGCAUCAAGCUUGUCCUGACAGUGAACGAAUACAGCCGGGACGAAGAGUUUGAUCGCUGCAGCCAUUUCUUCCAGAUGAAGAACAUCUCCUUCUGUGGCUGUCAUCCCCGGAACAGCUGCUACUUUGGUUUCAUCACCAAGCACCCCGUGCUGAGCCGCUUUGCCUGCCAUGUCUUCGUCUCCCAGGAGUCCAUGCGGCAUGUCGCAGAGUGUGUUGGCCGCGCCUUUCAGGAAUACUACCAAGAGCACCUGGAGUUUGCUUGCCCCACAGAAGACAUUUACCUGGAGUAGGAGGGAGUGAGCUGCCGUGCCUCCUGCUUCCGCAACCCAUCCAGAGACUCUGAACCCUCCUCCCAUGCCCUUGCCAGGCUCACCACUACACCAUGCCGCCAUCCUGACCCCGAUCCCUGUCACGGAAGGCGCCCCGGACGGGGAGAGAGAAAAGGCACCGCUGCUGGGCCCCUGGCAGUGCAACUGGCCCCUUUGCCCCCUUUCCCCCUUUUCCUCCCCAUCCCUCUUCCCUUCCCUAUGUCCCCACUUUGGCCAGGAGAGUAGGAGGAGGCCAUGCUCCUCUUGGGAGGCCUUUCCUUUUGGAAGGAGACCCAUGAGCAGAGCAGGGAGGGGGGUGCGACCCAGAGAAAGAACAGAGGAUCUACAGAAAGAGGGGCCAGGGAGUUUGCUGCUUUUCCGGAGAGCUCCAGCCUUUGCAUGGCGUCCCUUUUCGGGGCUGGGAGGAAGGCUUGGGGCAUGAUGAUGAAGGUCUGCCUAGUCCCCUCUUCUGGAAAGGUCCUCUUGUAAGUGGAGGGGGAGCAACAACACCCAUCACCCCCACCCCAUUGCAUCCCUUCCUUGUGGGGGGAUUGAGGGGCAUGGCCACCCCAGUCUUUGGGUUCUGUUCCCGUCCCUGCCUUUGACAUCAUCGCAAGUUGUAAAGAACUUGAUACCUUGCAGGGCAGGUUGGAGUAAGAUGUUUGUGUCUCUUUGCAUUUCUCCCUUCCUCUCUCCGUACACAAAACACACACACAUACACACACAAAGACACACAAUGGCUUCCAUCUUUGCAAUUCCAUGCCUUGCCUGGGUUUAGGGGAGGGAAGGAAGCGGUCCGAGGCAGGACCCUGCAUGCUGCAUGGGGGCAGAGGGCCUGUUUGUCUUUCUUUCUGGGGAGGAUGGGGAAGGCAAAGGGGGGAACCCCUUUCUCCUCUGAUGUAUAGGUUCUUGGGAGGGUUUUGGGGGGGGGGUCUCUUCUGUCCGGCAACCAUGGGUCACCCUCAUACUAUCGCACCCUUGUGUCUGAACCUGCGGUGGCACCAGAGAGAGCCGUUCACAUCCUUUGUGAACCGAAGGCAAUCUUGGAGACGUGGCCUGGCUCGGGCUUCCUGUCCUCUUGGUCGGCUUCCCCUUUUCCCCCAUGUCUCCCUCUCCCUUCCAUUUCCCCUCGCCCCCCAUCCCCACCCCAUAAGCCCCAUUGCUGUGCCUGGUGAACCCCCUUUGCUUGCCUGUCUCCACUCAGUACUAGCUGACCGAAUAGCGACGCUCACUGCUGUCCGUGUUAUGUAAAACGACAAUAUUUAUCCCUAACGUCCGAAACCAAGCGGAGCAGUGACCUGUACAAACCCCGGGCUCCAAAGGCCCCCUCCCUCCUCACUGCCUUGUCAUGGAGUUGGUCUUUCAAUAAAUAAUAUACGCUUGGUGUCACAA
Molecule: messenger RNA, 4937 nt
Organism: Anolis sagrei ordinatus
Lineage: Eukaryota; Metazoa; Chordata; Lepidosauria; Squamata; Anolidae
Source: RefSeq, a predicted model, not a curated record